UCAAUCUUGUCAUUGUUAUCAUUUUUGUCUUAAUUUCAAAAAUGUAAGAUUUUAGUAACCUCAAGCAUCUUAAAUUUUUCCUUAUCAUACAUAAUUGGCGAAUAUUGAUUGAAUAUCUGUAAAAGUUCAAUGGAAAUCGCAAGAAAGAUGUUUAUGUAUUAUAAAAGUCGAUUAAAAAAUGGAUACCACAGUUUAUCUACGAGUAGUUAUUGCGCGAAGGAAUGCGAGAAAACAAAAAUCAAUUUAAAUGAUGGUUGGAAUCGACGCGUUGUCUCCGGAUUACAGCCGACAGGCUCUAUACACGUUGGUAAUUAUUUUGGCGCUGUGCGUCGGUGUGUUCGUCUGCAGGAUCAAGGUGACGACCUUAUGCUCUUCAUUGCUGAUCUUCACGCGCACACCACUCCACAGGAUCCUAUAAAAGUACAAGAAAACACACUCGACCUCACUGCAUACUUGUUGGCCAGUGGUGUGGACCCGGAGCGCACAGUUUUGUUUGCACAAUCGGCAGUGCCACGCCAUGCAGAGCUAUGCUGGCUACUAGCUUGUUUAGCUACACAUGCACGUCUCGCUCACUUACCACAGUUUAAAGAAAAAUCUGCUAAUAUGAAAGAAGUUCCCAUUGGUUUAUUGCUCUAUCCAGUACUUCAGGCAGCAGAUAUUUUGGUGUAUCGUGGUACACAUGUUCCUGUGGGCGUGGAUCAGCUUCAACAUUUGCAAGUCACUUCACAGCUUGUGAAGACCUUUCACCAUCGCUUUGGACGCUUGUUCCCUACUCCACAGCCUAUCUUACCAGAUGAUGGGAGCGAUCGGGUCAGAAGUCUCCGUGACCCCACCAAGAAGAUGUCCAAAUCUGACACUGAUCCCAAGUCUCGAAUAUUAUUGAGCGAUUCAGAUGAAAAUAUUAGACUAAAAAUAAGAAAAGCUGUGACAGACUUUACACCCCAGGUGACAUUUGACAUGGAUACAAGGCCGGGCGUCUCCAACCUCAUCAUGCUACACUGUCUCGCCGCCGAUAAGUUGGUGGAAGAGGCGGUAGAGGAGGCGGACGGACUCACGACGGCGCAGUACAAGCGAGUCGUGAGCGACGCGCUGUGCGAGGCGCUGAGCCCGCUGCGGGAGCGCGCGGCGGAGCUCCGGCGCCGGCCGCAGCUGCUGCGCGACGUGCUGAGGCACGGCGCCGCGCGGGCCAGGGCGCGCGCCGACGUCGUCUACGCGGACGUCGCCGACAGGCUCGGCCUGACGCCCGUCGCCUCCGAGCCUCGAGUCCUGACUCAUGCUCUACGUCUCAAAUAAAGAAAUAUCUUGUACAUACA
Messenger RNA from Melitaea cinxia (Glanville fritillary), 1313 nucleotides. RefSeq names its product tryptophan--tRNA ligase, mitochondrial (gene TrpRS-m). Bases 130 to 1293 code for a protein of 387 amino acids. Gene Ontology annotation, molecular function: ATP binding; tryptophan-tRNA ligase activity. Gene Ontology annotation, biological process: mitochondrial tryptophanyl-tRNA aminoacylation. The record is from RefSeq and is a predicted model, not a curated record. The transcript is spliced from 6 exons. Lineage: Eukaryota; Metazoa; Arthropoda; Insecta; Lepidoptera; Nymphalidae. Gene Ontology annotation, cellular component: mitochondrial matrix; mitochondrion.